This is a messenger RNA of Fusarium sp. VM40, 1332 nucleotides long. Lineage: Eukaryota; Fungi; Ascomycota; Sordariomycetes; Hypocreales; Nectriaceae. The record is from the annotation of a GenBank genome assembly.
AUGGCUUCCUUUAUGCGCAUGAAGGCUGCUACAGGCUUCUCCGGCCUAUCACGAGCCGCCAUCCGAGUCCAGCCCAUCAGCGCCCUCUCCCACAGCGCAAUCCUCUGCCAGCGCGGCGCCGUCGACCCCCAGCGUCGUCUGUUCAGCAACUCCGGCUUCCUCAAUGGCUCCUAUAUCGUCUCCGUGCCCCCGAUGGCCGAGUCCAUCACCGAAGGAACAUUAUCCAGCUUGGCCAAGAAGGUUGGCGAGCAGGUCGAGCAGGAUGAGGAGAUUGCUAGCAUCGAGACCGACAAGAUCGACGUCCUUGUGAACGCCAAUGAGCCCGGCUCUAUUGCCGAGUACUUUGUUGAGGAGGGCGAUACCGUUGUCGUCGGACAGGAUCUUGCGCGUAUCGUGACGGGUGAAGAUGCUGGCUCUGCCAAGAAGAGCGAGGGAGAGGAGCAAAAACCAGCCAAGGAGGAGCCCAAGAAGGAGGAGUCAAAGCCCGAUGAACAACCCGCCAAGUCCGAGGAGAAGCAAUCUGCUCCUGCUCAGGAGGCCUCCAAGCCCUCAAAGCCUGCUGAGUCGAAGCCUGCUCCCAAGGAGUCCAAGCCUACACCUCCCCCUAAGAGCGCCUCAAGCGGUCCUGGUCGAGGCGAGAGAGUCGAGAAAAUGUCCCGCAUGCGAAAGACCAUCGCCGCACGACUCAAACAAUCCCAAAACACCUGCGCCUCGCUCACCACCAUCCAAGAAGUCGACAUGUCCAACCUGAUCGCAUGGCGAGCCAAGUACAAGGAGGAGGUUGCUGAGGAGCACGGCGUGCGUCUGGGUUACAUGGGUGCUUUCACAAAGGCUACCACCAUGGCUGCCCAGAAGGUCCCCCAGAUCAACGCCACCAUCGAUACCGAGAAGGAGAUCAUCACAUACAAGGACUACGUCGAUGUUAGCAUCGCUGUUUCCGCCCCUAAGGGACUUGUCACCCCUGUGUUGAGGAACACACACGAGCUUAGCAUUGUUGAGCUUGAGCGUGAGGUCGCUUCGGCUGCCAAGAAGGCUCGUGACGGUAAGCUUACCAUGGAGGACAUGGAGGGCGGUAGCUUCUCCAUCAGCAACCCCGGUAUCUUCGGCUCCAUGUUCGGAACUCCCGUCAUCAACUACCCCCAAGCCGCUGUCUUCAACAUGAACGGUAUCCGACAGGAAGUUGUUGCUAUCAACGGUGAGGUUGUUAUUCGACCUAUGAUGUACAUCAGCUUGACCUACGACCACCGUCUCAUUGAUGGCAGAGAGGCUGUCACUUUCCUGAACACCGUCAAGAAGUACAUCGAGGAUCCUUCCCGCAUGCUCCUUGCUUAA